Messenger RNA from Pipistrellus kuhlii (Kuhl's pipistrelle), 2706 nucleotides. It is a transcript of the gene FSD2, whose product is annotated as fibronectin type III and SPRY domain containing 2. Gene Ontology annotation, molecular function: protein binding. Bases 477 to 2549 code for a protein of 690 amino acids. Lineage: Eukaryota; Metazoa; Chordata; Mammalia; Chiroptera; Vespertilionidae. The record is from RefSeq and is a predicted model, not a curated record. The transcript is spliced from 13 exons.
GGCGGAAGACCCACCCUUGACCCCUAAGCUCAGUGAGGGGUCUUCAGAGAGCUCACUUGUCUUUCCCGCAGGUGGGCCAGUGGGGGCCCGAGGCUGGAGGACUGGCUGCCUCCGUGGCAGAACCAGGGGAGGUGGCUGCACCGGGACACCUGCUUCCCAGAGUUUGCCGGGACCGAGGAUGGGCCCGCUUCCCGAGCUCCAGACGUGGGCCAGCAGGAAGCCAGAGCCAGCAAAGGACUCACCAACGUCCUGCCUAAGAGGACCGGCUGCGUGGGACCCCGGGUACCCACUACUCCCGGUCCAGGAAGCAUCCUUGUCGCGCAUCGGUGCUGCCCAGGGUUGCCCGGGCAACGGAGGAGGGAGCCGGGGAGGGUACCAGCACGGGACCGGCCACAUCCCGUAGGUUCGCAUUGACUCUGGAGACAGACCCCAGAUCUUCCCAGGACACAGUCUGGUGAGAAGCCAUCCGAGCUGCAAUGACCAGCGCGCCCAGAGGGGCAGCAAGAGGGACGUCCCAGAGAGACCUCGAGGAGGACGCGGACGAGCUCGUCCAUCUAUACGGCCUCGAGGACGACGACGAGCUAGGGGACGAGUUUGCGGACGAAACCAUGCCCCGGAUAGAGGUUUCGGAGUACCCCGCCGCGGAGCAGAGAGACUGGAGGCUCAGCGGGGAGGCAGCGGAGGCCGAGGACCUGGGCUUCGGGGGCUGGGGCUCCGAGGGCCAGUGCCAGGACCUGCGGGAGGCCUACCGGUACGCGCACGGCCGGGCCAGCGAGGAGUACGAGUGCUACGUCAUCCCGGAGGAGGAGGACGAGGAGGAGGCCCCCGACGUCUUCUGCGCCACCUGCAAGCUUCCCCUAAGAGCGCUGGAGAAGGUUCUGGAAGAGCACAAAGGGCAUGAGGUGACCCCGCUCAGUAAAGCCCUGGAGAGCGCCAAGGAUGAAAUUCACAAGAACAUGUGCAGACUGGAAAAGCAGAUCAUUGAGAUGGAGAACUUUGCCUGUCACCUCGAGGAGGUCUUCAUCACGGUGGAGGAGAAUUUUGGAAGACAGGAGCAGAACUUCGAGUCCCACUACAACGAGAUCUUGGAGACGCUCGCUCAGAAAUACGAAGAGAAAAUACUCGCUCUGGGGGAGAAGAAGAAGGAGAAGCUGGAAGCCUUGUAUGGUCAGCUGGUCAGCUGCGGAGAGAACCUGGACACCUGCAAGGAACUGAUGGAAACGGUCGAGGAGAUCUGCCACGAGGAGAAGGUUGACUUCAUAAAGGAUGCUGUGGCUAUGGCCGACAGACUCAGGAAGUUCCUGGAGACGAAAACAGACGUGGAGCUCGCCGCCCAGCCGGCCUUGGAGGACCAGACCUUGGACUUCUCCGACGUGGAGCAGCUGCUGGGCUCCAUCAACACCAUCCCAGCUCCCUCUGCCCCGGUGAUAAACCCGCAGGCCCCCAGCUCAGCCACGGGCUCCUCGGUCCGCGUGUGCUGGAGCUUGUUCUCCGACGACACCGUGGAGAGCUACCAGCUGUCCUACCGGCCGGUGCGGGACGGCUCGCCCGGGACGGACCACACAGAGUCUACAGUGACCGUCAAAGAAACAUACUGCUCGGUGGCAAACCUUGAGCCAAACACGCAGUACGAGUUCCGGGUCACGGCUCAGAACAGGGCCGGCCUCAGCCCCGCCAGCGAGCGUGCGGUGUACAUGACAGCCCCAUCUCCCCCCGUCAUAAAGAGCAAGGAGGUGCGGAGCUGCGAGGAGGCGGCGCUGAUCCGCUGGGAGUCCGGCAACCUGAACCCCGUGGACUCCUACACGGUGGAGCUGACCCAGGCGGAGGCGCCGGGAGCCGCGGGCGUGACGGAGUCCGUCGUGGGCGUCCCCACCUGCGAGGCCCUGGUGCAGCUGCAGCCCCGGCAGAGCUACGCCAUCUACGUGCGCGCCCUCAACGUGGGGGGCCCCAGCGCCAGGAGCGAGCCCGCCACGGUGCACACCACAGGCAGCUACUUCCGCCUGGACGAGCAGACCUGCCACCCCUGGCUGGCCAUUUCCGAAGACGGGCUGACGGCCGUCCGGAGCGAGAGGAAGGCCCCCACGAGGGAGCCGCCCCCCAGAAGCACCCGCUUUUCCAGGUGCGUGGCUGUCAUGGGCAACCUGAUCCCGGUCCGAGGGCGCCACUACUGGGAGGUGGAGGUGGACGAGCGGUCGGACUACACGGUGGGCGUGGCCUCUGAAGACGUCCCCAAGCAGGAGGACCUGGGAGCGAACCGCCUGUCCUGGUGCAUGAGGCACACGUGGGCGGCACCCAGGCACAAGUAUGAAUUUCUGCACAACAAGACGACCCCAGAUAUAAGAAUCACAGUCCCCCCUAAGAAGAUUGGCAUUCUGUUAGACUAUGAAAACUCCACAUUAUCCUUUUUCAACGUGGACAUUUCUCAGCACCUCUACACCUUUAGCUGUCAGCUUCCCCAGUUUGUGCACCCCUGUCUUUCUCUGGAAAAGCCGGGGCGUCUAAAGAUACACAAUGGCAUUCCGGUGCCAAAGCACGUGGCUCUCUACUAGGAAGUGCUGGUGCCCACCCUCCCCCAGCCACUCCCGCCUCAGCACUCAAGCACCGGGCACCCAGCACAGCUUGGAUUCGUGCUGUUAGUCAUUACCAGGCCCGGCUGUGAAGCGAGGGCUCAGGCUAAAUAAACUCAGCAGUUCUUUAGUUGGUCAA